Messenger RNA from Aspergillus mulundensis, 7344 nucleotides. RefSeq lists its product as uncharacterized. NCBI's taxonomy places the organism in Eukaryota, Fungi, Ascomycota, Eurotiomycetes, Eurotiales, Aspergillaceae. Gene Ontology annotation, biological process: fungal-type cell wall (1->3)-alpha-glucan biosynthetic process. Gene Ontology annotation, cellular component: fungal-type cell wall. The transcript has 4 exons. Gene Ontology annotation, molecular function: alpha-1,3-glucan synthase activity. The record is from RefSeq and is a predicted model, not a curated record. The coding region runs from base 1 to 7344 and encodes 2447 amino acids.
AUGGUGCGCCUCACACACCUCGCGAGCAGCGCCCUGCUUUUCGCCGCGAGCACCACAGCAUGGCCGUACGACGAGUCGCUAGUCGGCUACAACAUCAACACGAACAAGACGGCGACCGACCCGGCCGACUACGACGGCUCCUGGGGUAAUGAUCAUAAAUACCACCCGUCGCCCGACAACUGGCGCUUCCCCUUCUACACGCUGUUCAUGGACCGCUUUGUCAACGGCGACCCGACUAAUGAUAAUAUUAAUGGCACGACGUUUGAGCACGACUUGGAUUCGAAUCAGAUGAGGCAUGGAGGCGAUGUCGCGGGGUUGGUCGAUACGUUGGACUACUUGCAGGGCAUGGGGAUCAAGGGUUUAUAUCUUGCCGGAACACCGCUCAUGAACCAGCCCUGGGGCUCGGACGGAUACUCGGCGCUGGACACGACGCUGCUCGACCAGCACUUUGGCACGAUCCAGGUGUGGCAGGAGGCCAUCACGGAGAUCCACAGGCGGGGGAUGUACGUGCUGUUCGACAAUACCAUUGCUACCCUCGGCGACCUCAUCGGCUUCGAAGGCCACCUGAACAGCACCACGCCCUUCAGCGAAAAAGAACACAAAGCCCAAUGGAAGUCCGACCGCCACUACGUCGACUUCGACAUCGGCAACACCUACAACGCAACCUGCGACUACCCGCGCUUCUGGUACGAGGACGGCAUGCCGGUCAACGAGUCCCUAACCGCCGGUCUGGUGGGCUGCUACGACUCCGACUUCGACCAGUACGGCGACAUCGAGGCGUUUGGCGUGUGGCCCGACUGGAAGCGCCAGCUGGCGAAGUUCGCCUCCGUCCAGGACCGUCUGCGCGAGUGGCAUCCGACCGUGCGCGAGCGGCUGAUCAAACACACGUGCAUGAUCAUCCGCACGUUCGACAUCGACGGGAUCCGGUACGACAAGGCCACGCAGUCGACGGUCGACGCGUUGGGCGAUAUGUCCAAGGCGUACCGCGAGUGUGCGCGCGAUCUGGGCAAGGAGAAUUUCUUCAUUGCGGGCGAAAUUACCGGUGGAAAUACGUUUGGCUCCAUCUACCUCGGUCGCGGGCGUCAGUCGAACCAGGUCGCUGCGGUCGGCAGCCAGGCCAACGCCAUGAAGCUGACCAACACCAGCGACCCGCAGCUGUUUCUCCGUGAGGCGGGCCAUGAGGCUAUUGAUGCUGGAGCGUUCCAUUACUCGACGUACCGUGCGCUCACGCGUUUCCUGGGCAUGGAUGGACAGCUGGAUGCGGGCUACGAUGUCCCGGUUGACUGGGUGGAGGCGUGGGACCAGAUGGUGCGCACGAACGACCUGAUCAAUGCCAACACGGGCGUCUUUGACCCGCGGCACAUGUACGGCGUCACGAACCAGGAUGUGUUCCGGUGGCCGGCAAUUAUGUGGGGAGUUGAGCGGCAGAUGCUGGGGACGUUUAUUACCACUUUAAUGCUGCCCGGCAUCCCCUUGCUCCUCUGGGGCGAAGAACAGGCGUUCUACGUGCUUGAUGCAACGGCCAGCAACUACAUCUACGGCCGUCAGGCGAUGAGUUCAGCCACGGCGUGGAAGACGCACGGCUGCUUCGCGCUCGAGUCCUCGCAGUACUACCAGUGGCCGCUGGUUGCCGCGCUGGACGGCUGCAUGGACGACACGGUGACAUACGACCACCGCGACCCGGCGCAUCCGCUGCGCAACAUGCUCAAGCACAUGUACCAGAUGCGCGAGGACUACCCGAUGCUCAACGACGGGUACGUGAUCGAGACGCUGUCGAACCAGACGACGGAGAUCCUGUACCCGGGUUCCAACACCACCGCGACCGAGACGGGCUUCUGGUCUGUCCGUCGCGACCUCAACACCGAGACGCAGGACUUCGGGUCCGUCGAGAAGAACGCGACCGUGUGGCUGGUCUACAGCAACAUGAACCGCACGCAUCUGUACGAGUUCGACUGCUCCGACAACGAGACCGCCCUGAUCUCGCCGUUCCCCAGCGGCACCACCGUCCGCAACCUGUUCUCCCCCUACGACCGGAUCAAGCUGGUCGACAGCACCGUCAAGAAGGGCUUCAACGGCUCCGACGACUACAACGGCUGCUACCCCAACAUGACCAUGAACCGCUACGAGUUCCGUGCGUACGUCAAGGAGAGUCUGUGGAAGGGCCCCAAGCCCAUGAUCACCAAGUUCCAGCCUGGGGACGGCGAGAACAACGGGCACGACACGCCGCUGCGCUCCACCGUCGCCCCGAAUGCCUUUGAGACGGUGCAGAUCACGCUGCAGUUCUCCGAAGCCAUGGACUGCGACUCCAUCAUCGACUCCAUCUCCUUCAACUCGUCCACCGAGUCCGGCAGGAAGCCCUCGAUCGACAGCGACUCCGUCUCCUGCGGCUCCAUCGCCGACGUCGCCAACAGCAACGUCACCGGCCAGAUCCCCGGCAAGUUCCAGUGGGUGGCCAACCUCACGGGCGUGUACAACGGCAUCCACCGCGUCACCGUCAACAACGUCAGCAACGAGGCCGGCGACGAGUCCACCAACGCGGUCGACCACUUCCUCUUCCGCAUCGGCCAGGUCGACAACCCCAUGGUCUUCUACUCCGCCAACUACUCCAGCUCGCUGCUGCACGAGAGAGACGACGGCAGCUUCUUCAUCCAGCACCACGCCGCCGGCGCCGACAAAUACCGCUACUCCACCAACUGGGGCACCACCUUCUCCAACUGGACCACCUACAAGGGCGGCAACGACACCAUCGCCAUCCAGGACUGGACCGGCACCAAGGCCCAGGAGUGGGCCGGCCACCACGUCCGCGUCGAGUACUGGUCGCGCUGGACGGGCUCGUCCUCACACGUCCAGGAGGGCGAUUCCGGCUGGAACCACAAGUCGCAGCGCCGCUUCCCGCACGCCUUCUUCAACGGCCCCUACAACCAAUACGGCUACGACGGCGGCCUGGACAACAAGAUCCGCCUCGACGCCGGCGGCGACAACUACUGGAAGUACCACUUCACGUCGGAGUGGCCGGCCGUCGGCCAGCUGAACGUCUGGGGCAUGAAUCCCGACGGCGAGCCGGAUCAGAGUUGGGUGCUGGGGGAUGUCGACGGGGAUAAUGUGCUCGACCGCAUGCCGCCUUCUUCGCUCUCGCCGACCCUGCUCAACAUCUCGGAUCACCCGCCGCAUCCGUAUAUCUCGUGGAAGCUGUACAUCAAUGACGCCACGCUGCACUACACCAAGGUCCCCGUCGGGCACCAGAGCAAGCAGAUCGCCAUGUUCGUGCUGUUCUGGAUCAUCCCGCUGCUGACCGGCGCCGCGUGCGUGUACAUCUUCAUGAAGUCGUUCUACAAGGUGAAGUUCAACGAGAUUGGCGCGGCGGGCGCAAGCACGGAGAUGAAGAGCCUUGUCCCGCUGGCGCUGCGCCGGAAAAUGAAGGAACUGCGAGUUGGGUCUGGCGCCGCGAAACCGAACCCGCUGAUGCGCCUCGCUGAGAAGUCCGGCUUCAUGCAGAGCACGACGGCGCUGGGUGCCGCUGGCGCCGCGGCAAAGAGACGCAUGGUGCUCAUCGCGACGAUGGAGUACGAUAUCGAGGACUGGGCGAUCAAGAUCAAGAUCGGUGGCCUGGGUGUCAUGGCGCAGCUGAUGGGCAAGACGUUGGGCCACCAGGACCUCAUCUGGGUUGUUCCUUGUGUUGGAGGUGUUGAUUAUCCCGUUGACACGCCCGCUGAACCCAUGACCGUCACCAUUCUCGGCCAGGCAUACCAGGUCAACGUGCAGUACCACGUCCUCAAGAACAUCACGUACGUCCUCCUCGACGCGCCCGUGUUCCGCCAGCAGACGAAAUCCGAGCCGUACCCGGCGCGCAUGGACGAUCUGGACUCGGCCGUCUACUACUCCGCCUGGAACCAGUGUAUCGCGGAAGCCAUCAAGCGCUUCCCCGUGGAUCUGUACCACAUCAACGACUACCACGGCUCCGUGGCGCCCUUGUACCUCCUGCCCGGCACAAUCCCGGCCUGUCUGUCGCUGCACAACGCCGAGUUCCAGGGUCUGUGGCCGAUGCGCACGCAGAAGGAGAAAGAGGAAGUCUGCUCGGUCUUCAACCUGGACGUCGAGACCGUGCGCAACUACGUGCAGUUCGGCGAGGUGUUUAACCUGCUACACGCGGGCGCCAGCUACCUGCGCGUCCACCAGCAGGGCUUCGGCGCGGUCGGCGUGUCCAAGAAAUACGGAAAGCGCUCGUACGCCCGCUACCCGAUCUUCUGGGGCCUGCGCAAGAUCGGAAACCUGCCGAACCCGGACCCCAGCGAUGUCGGCGAGUGGACCAAGGGCGAGAUGGUCAAGGACGAGGAUAUCCGCGUUGAUCCGGACUUCGAGGCUAACCGUGGCGAUCUGAAGCGUCAGGCGCAGGAGUGGGCUGGGCUUGAACAGAACCCUGAUGCGGAUCUGCUGGUGUUUGUGGGCCGCUGGUCCAUGCAGAAGGGUGUUGAUCUUAUUGCGGAUGUUAUGCCUGCUGUUCUGGAGGCACGGCCUAAUGUCCAGCUUAUUUGUGUUGGUCCGGUUAUCGAUCUGUAUGGCCGCUUUGCAGCGCUGAAACUCGACCGCAUGAUGAAGGUCUACCCUGGGCGUGUCUUCUCGCGUCCGGAAUUCACGGCCUUGCCCCCGUAUAUCUUUUCCGGCGCGGAAUUCGCGCUGAUCCCGUCGCGCGACGAGCCGUUUGGUCUUGUGGCGGUGGAGUUUGGAAGGAAGGGUGCGCUUGGUAUUGGAGCGCGCGUUGGUGGACUUGGUCAGAUGCCCGGUUGGUGGUAUAACGUGGAGUCGGUGUCGACGUCGCAUCUGCUCAUGCAGUUCAAGCUUGCCAUUGAUGCGGCGCUGAGCUCCAAGGUUGAGACACGCGCCAUGAUGCGUGCGCGUUCUGCAAAACAGCGUUUCCCUGUUGCGCAGUGGGUGGAGGAUCUGGAGAUUCUGCAAUCCACCGCGAUCAAUGUCCAUGAUAAGGAGGUGUCCAAGGGGCAUAAUGGCGGACGGCCCAUGACGCCGACGACGCCGGCCGGUGCGCUCAUGCCUGGGGCCAUGACGCCCGGAGCCAUGACGCCCUCACGGCCUGGGACUGGGUUCUCGCAGGGCAUGGGCGCCGCGCUGUCUGUGCCGCACUCGCGGAACAGCAGCUACAGCAACCUCAACCGGCUCAGCGAUAUCGGCACGCAGGCGCAGCGGAACGUCACGGAGCAGCAGCCCCGCCAGUCGUCUACCGGCGGUGGUCUGCAGCGCUCGCUGUCGCUGGGUGUGCGGUCUGGCCCUGGCCACCGUCGUGGCCGCGAGCAGAAGCAGGCCGGCGACGCCGACAACAUCCCCGAGGCCAACGAGGACGAGCACAGCAACAGCGACACCGAGAGCGUGCCGGACUACUUCGAGGAAGACGAGUACACGCUGACCCCGGCGCAAAUCGAAGAGAGCAGACGCGCCCAGGCCAACCGCUCCAGCUCGUUCAACGCCAGCCACAACUCCCUGCAGCCGCCCACGUCUCCCCUCCCCAUGCCCCCAUCAAGCCCGGGCUCCCCAGGCGCAGAGCACGCCCUCCUCCCAAUCCCCAAGCCCUUCGCCGAGCCCGGCAACCGCCUCUCCAGCGCAUCCGUGCUGUCAUUGGACUCCGUCGUCGGCGGGAAAAAGGACUUCAAGCUGCAGAAGGUCGACCCCUUCUUCACCGACUCCAACGGCGAGUUCGCCCGCACCUUCGAGCACCAACUCGAGUCGCUGAACGGCUCCAACUCCGAGUCCCAGCUGUGCAUCGAGGAGUUCCUCGUCAAGUCCGAACGCCGCUGGUUCGACCGCUUCCGCGACGCAAAGCUCGGCCGCAUCAAGUCGCCCACGCCCUCCAUCUUCCGCGACAACCACCUGCACGGCAGCCGCAACGGUUCACCCGAUGGGUCGCUGUACGUCGACGUCGACGUCAAUGCGCCCCGGCACAGCGGCGACGCCAUGCACGAGUCUGACGAUACGGACGACGAGUUCCUGCUGGGCAAGGACUAUGUCCCGCCCACGGGGCUGAAGAAGUGGAUGCAGAUCAAGAUCGGCGAUUGGCCGGUCUACACGCUCUUCCUUGCUCUUGGUCAAAUUAUCGCGGCCAACUCGUACCAGAUUACGCUUUUGACAGGCGAGGUGGGCCAGACGGCCGAGAAACUGUAUGGCAUUGCGACCGUGUACGCGAUUACCUCUGCGUGCUGGUGGCUUGUGUUCCGGUACUUCAAGAGCAUUGUUUGCCUCAGCACGCCGUGGUUCCUGUACGGCAUUGCGUUCCUGUUCAUUGGGUCGGCCCACUUCGAGGCGGAUUCCUUUACGCGCGGCUGGAUCCAGAAUGUCGGCAGUGGGUUCUACUCUGCGGCUUCGUCGUCUGGAUCGAUCUUCUUCGCGUUGAACUUUGGUGACGAAGGUGGUGCGCCCGUCAGCAAGUGGAUUUUCCGCGCGUGUGUGGUGCAGGGCCUGCAGCAGGUCUAUGUCAUUGCGCUGUGGUACUGGGGUUCGACGAUGGCGGCGGCUUCAAGUGAGGGCUUGCUGACGGCCGAUAAUAAGAUCUCGAAUACGUGGAAGAUGUCAGCCAUCUGCUACCCCAUCGCCCUGCUCCUCUGGGGCAUCGGACUCCUCCUCAUCUUCGGCCUACCCAACUACUACCGCCAAAAGCCCGGCAAAGUGCCCUCGUUCUACAAGUCGCUCUUCCGCCGCAAAAUCGUGCUGUGGAACUUCGUCGCCGUCAUCCUGCAGAACUUCUUCCUGUCCGCCCCCUACGGCCGCAACUGGUCGUUCCUAUGGACCUCCGACCACGCCAAAGCCUGGCAGAUCGUCAUCCUCUGCGUCAUCUUCUUCGGCCUCCUCUGGUGCGCCUUCCUCUACAUCGUCUCCACCUUCUCCAAGCAGCACUCCUGGUUCCUGCCCGUCUUCGCUUGCGGCCUCGGCGCCCCUCGCUUCCUGCAGAUCUGGUGGGGCGUCUCCGGCAUCGGGUACUACCUCCCCUGGGUCGCGGGCGGGUAUACAGGCGGCGCUUUGGUCUCGCGCAGUCUGUGGCUGUGGCUCGGUGUGCUGGAUAGUAUCCAGGGCUUGGGCUUUGGUAUUAUCCUCCUGCAGACGCUCACGCGCAUGCACAUGUGCUUCACGCUCAUUGUCUCUCAGGUCCUGGGAUCCAUUGCGACGAUCGUGGCUCGUGCCUGCGCGCCGAAUAAUGUCGGUCCUGGGCCUGUCAGUCCCGAUAUGACCAAGGGCGCCGGGGAGCUCGCGAACGCCUGGUUCUGGGUUGCGCUGUUCUGCCAGCUGCUUGUUUGUGCGGGCUUCUUGCUCUUCUUCCGCAAGGAGCAGCUUUCGAAGCCGUGA